GCUAGGAUGGCAUGAGGGUCUUUAUUUAACUAUGCUUAAAUAAUUAUUAAAGACCCUAGAUGCAAAAUCGCCAAUUAUUGAGUUAAAUGGAUUAUUAGAUGGAUUUUAAAGGAUUAUUAAAGGGAACUUCUUUAUCAUGGAUACAGAGCAGGUUAUCUCCAAUCCAUAUCAAGACCUGCAGGUCAAGGCACUAGAAAGUGCAAAGAAACCCACGCUAACAAAACGACUCACUGCCGUGCGCAACAAUGUGUGUGAGCACAACCUUAACACUGCUACCAGCCACCUGGACAGGCAAUGCACCCAUUCGCUUCGCAACCUUCACAUGGACUCAAGCAACCUCAAAUAUCAGGUAAAAGUUAUGGAAAUAAAUAAACGUGAAAAUGAUCUAGUGAUGCAGCAACGAAUCACGCCUAAAAAGGACUUUUCCUAUGAUAAACGGCAAAUAAAGAGCGCUUCAAAAAGAAUUGGCAUGAGCUCUGAAGGAUCCUUUUACCUCGAAAAAAAGCUGAAAUAUCCAUUACGUGGCACCAUAAUCAAGGACCACAAUAGGAAGCCAAUAAUACAAAAAGCUAGGAAAACUAUGGCGGACCAUGCAAAGCGUAAAAAGAUUGAGAGUGACAGUGAGCGUGCACAAACUGCCCUCACUUAUGAACGUGUAACAACUGCUCACACAGUUUCAACGACUCUAGGAGUACUGACUCAAGAACCCUUGCUUUCAAAACAGCAUUCAAGCUUCCAACGAGUUGGAUCUAAGUCAGCACCACCCCUGAAAAUUGCUUUUAUUGAUCAAUAUAAAACUGAUUCAAAGUUACCAAAAUUACCUGUUAACAGUCCUUACGAUAGAAAAGAUGAACGCAGUGCUAAAUCACAUGUUAAAUUUGAUUUCCAAUAUCGUGAAUCCAAGCCUUGUUCUCUAAAAAACCUUAACAGGUCGCAACGUUUCCGAGAUUUGAAAUGCUGGAAUAGUGACUCCGAAGAAGAAUUUGAUCUUUAUGACAAAGUUGAUUUAAGAGCAAUAUUGUUUAGUGAUAAGUCACAAAAUGGGGAUGCUAAACCUUCACUCAGUGGUAAUACAACACCUCGUAGCAUACCAACAAGACCGAGUUCAGAACUCCCACCACAGGCUAGAUGUUCCACUGCAAAACCGAAAGUUACAGAAGAAAUGCAAAUGAAGGAACAGAAAGAAAUCAAAAAUAAAAUUGACAGUUUUCUUGGUAAUGUUCCUAAAGAGGACGAGGCACUACCUAAAUCUGUCCAAAUAGAGGAAAAGUCAAAAGAAGAACAAAUUAAAGAAAAGAACCAAAAGGAAAAAGCUGCAUAUCUGCUAAGAGUGUUUUCAAAACCAAUAGAACAGGACAAAAUUUGGAGUUACAAACCAUGGAAACCAAGGCAAGAGGUCGAAGUUACAAAAGUGGAACAAGUUGUUGAAAAGCCUAAGUCAGCAGAUACCACAAACAGGCAAAAGAAUCUAUGGGAACUGAUACGAACAAAUUUGCAAAACGGGAACAUAAAACGUAAAUACACAGCAAAUGACCUGUUGCUGCAACAGCUAACUGGUGUUCUUGUGCAAGCAGACAAAAAGCCGCCUAUUCCCAUCCACUCCGCAAGUCGAGCAUUGCGUCACACGCCAACAGUAAAGAUGAAGCAAAUGAUAGAGCGACUAAUGGCUGAACGAACGUCGUAUGAGCAACAAGAAAUCGAGAAACUGCAACAAGCUGAAGCUUCUAUUGGAAAUGGAUAUGACAAAAGUGAAAUAAGGAAUGAACAAUGAGGAAUUGAAAUGUCCGCAAGAUUUACAAAUAGAUCACUCAAAAGACAUAGAAGCUGAAAAUAAAUACGUUACUGUUUAAUCUUUUCUUAAUUACAAAAUUACUGAGCCAUGACAGCAUAGAACUGUGCCAAGAGUUUAUUGAAUAAUUAAUUGAAAAUUAAUUAAUUCACUUUCAUUUUAAAAGUAUGUUCCUUUAUAAUGUGAACAAUACACAUUUGAUUUACAAUAUUA
Molecule: messenger RNA, 2002 nt
Organism: Dreissena polymorpha
Lineage: Eukaryota; Metazoa; Mollusca; Bivalvia; Myida; Dreissenidae
Exons: 2
Coding region: 137-1771 (544 amino acids)
Source: RefSeq, a predicted model, not a curated record